Porites evermanni is the source of this 1071-nucleotide messenger RNA. Lineage: Eukaryota; Metazoa; Cnidaria; Anthozoa; Scleractinia; Poritidae. The record is from the annotation of a GenBank genome assembly.
AUGUCGAAAUCAGUUAGAUUCGCUGAUCAAGGUGUAAUAAAAGACUACGCGGAAUCUGUAGCCACGGAUAUACUUCAGGAAAGACAGAAACGGAAGUUCGAAAGUAGCAAAGCUGGGAAAGGAAAAGGGAAGAAGCGGCGUCGUUCUAGCACUGUCCAACACAUGGCAGGUAAAAAUGGUGCCAAAAUAGCGGGCUUUAACAAAGGCUUACUUUCAGAAUUCAUCAUCUUUCUACUACUACAGGGUUUUGACUUGAUCAGUAACAUUUGGGUCUUGAGCGAGUCAGUUGGAGUUCAAUCUAGAGCGAAAACGUACGAAGUUUACACAAACGUAACAUCACUAAACUAUUCCGUUCCAGAUUUUUGUGUCGAUGUACAAUGGUCAAAAGAAAAGAUGACACAGGAGAUUGACCAUUUCUCUUCGGUAAUUUACGUUUAUUCAUUUUUCCUUGCGGUUUCAGUGUGUAUCUUUACUUUGCACUUAUUGGCUUGGUUGUAUACCCUCCAGCGUUCACUUAGAAGUCGACGAUUUAACGCAGAUACCCAAGAAACUUUAAUCAGAAUGAAGGUGUAUUUUCUUAUCACCGCUAGCCUGCUGCAAGACAUUCCACUCUCUGCAAUCUCCGCUGAGCUGUUUUCUGUGCAGCAAGGUGGACAAGGCUUGAUAUGCUGGAGUUGUAAAGUGUCAGGGUCAUGCCAAGAUGUUAAGCAGCUGGAAGCUAGGCUAAACAGGAGUACCGUUGCUAUGUGGCUCAACUUGGCAGCCAUCGGUCUCACGUCUCUUUGGAAAGGCAUCUCAAGUUUCUAUCGAUGGAGUCGAGUGAAUUAUUGCGAGGCGUUCUAUUUCAGAGCUUGUACAGCCGUGUUUGCUGGUGGUCUUUUCUUCAUUGUCAUCCUAACACCAGCUAUGACAGUUCUCCAAUACCGCUAUUUUAUUAAACCAGACGUAAGUGGGGGAUUGCUGAAGGAUAUCAUCGAUCGCGUGUAUAUUAUCGGUGCGAUAUUUUGGGUCUUGGUUCUUGCUGUAAUUUUUUGCUGUCCUUUGCUGAAUUUAAUACGGGUGACGCAGUAA